Tripterygium wilfordii is the source of this 2415-nucleotide messenger RNA. Its product is annotated as fimbrin-5-like. Gene Ontology annotation, cellular component: actin filament bundle; actin filament; cytoplasm. The transcript is spliced from 15 exons. NCBI's taxonomy places the organism in Eukaryota, Viridiplantae, Streptophyta, Magnoliopsida, Celastrales, Celastraceae. The record is from RefSeq and is a predicted model, not a curated record. Gene Ontology annotation, molecular function: actin filament binding. The coding region runs from base 157 to 2070 and encodes 637 amino acids. Gene Ontology annotation, biological process: actin filament network formation; actin filament bundle assembly.
GUUCUCUCGUCCACAAACUUUUCUCUCCCAUUCAAACAAAACUUAUACGCGAUUCAAUCUCUCUCUCAUAAGAACAGCUAAUCCGAAAAAAUCCCAGGUUCAAUCUCGGGUACGCUAUCUGAGUUUCGCUUUCUUUCUGAUAAGGUGGGGGACAAGAUGUCUGGUUUCGUGGGUGUAAUUGUUUCUGAUCCAUGGCUGCAAAGCCAGUUUACCCAGGUGGAGCUACGCACACUUAAAUCCAAGUUUAUUUCAAUAAGGAGUCAAUCUGGAAAAGUCACUGUUGGAGAUUUGCCUCCGGUGUUUUCACAAUUGAAGGCUUUCAGAGAAAUGUUUAAUGAAGAUGAGGUCAAGACUAUCUUGGGGGAGUCGUAUAGUGAAGAAAUGGAUUUUGAGUCCUUUCUGAGAGCAUAUUUGAAUUUGCAAGCCCGAGCAACAGCCAAAUCAGGUGGUUCGAAGAAUUCUUCCUCAUUUCUUAAGGCAACAACAACAACUGUUCUCCAUGCUAUCAAUGAGUCUGAAAAGGCUUCUUAUGUUGCUCAUAUUAAUAGCUUCCUAGCUGAAGAUCCAUUCUUGAAGAAGUAUCUACCAAUAGAUCCAUCCACAAAUGCUCUAUUUGACCUCGUGAAAGAUGGAGUUCUUCUUUGCAAGCUUAUCAAUGUAGCUGUUCCUGGGACCAUUGAUGAGCGAGCGAUAAACACAAAACAAACACUUAAUCCUUGGGAACGGAAUGAGAACCACACCCUUUGUCUGAAUUCUGCAAAGGCUAUCGGCUGCACGGUGGUUAACGUUGGUACACAGGACUUGGCUGAAGCAAGACCCUAUCUUGUUCUUGGACUCAUUUCUCAAAUUAUUAAGAUUCAACUUUUGGCUGAUCUCAACUUGAAGAAAACCCCUCAACUUGUAGAGUUGGUGGAUGACAGCAAGGAUGUGGAAGAGUUCUUAAGUUUGGCACCUGAAAAGGUUUUACUGAAAUGGAUGAAUUUUCAUCUGAAAAAGGUUGGCUACGAGAAGCAGGUUACGAACUUCUCAUCUGAUUUGAAGGAUGGUGAGGCCUAUGCUUACCUGCUUAAUGCUCUUGCACCAGAACACAGUAGCCCCACCACCCUUGAAGCAAAGGACCCUUCAGAAAGAGCAAACAUGGUUCUUCAGCAGGCAGAAAAAUUGGAUUGCAAAAGAUUCCUCACUCCAAAGGAUAUUGUUGAAGGCUCUCCAAAUCUUAAUCUAGCUUUUGUUGCACAAAUAUUCCAGCAUAGGAAUGGAUUGUCUGUUGACACCAACAAGAUGUCCUUUGCUGAGAUGAUGACAGACGAUGCACAAACUUCUCGGGAAGAGAGAUGCUUCCGACUCUGGAUAAACAGUCUUGGUACUGCUACAUAUGUCAAUAAUGUUUUUGAGGAUGUCAGAAAUGGAUGGGUUCUUCUAGAAGUUCUUGAUAAAGUUUCACCAGGGUCAGUGAACUGGAAACAGGCAAGUAAGCCACCCAUAAAGAUGCCAUUCAGAAAAGUCGAAAAUUGCAACCAAGUUAUAAAGAUUGGGAAGGAGUUGAAUUUUUCACUUGUGAAUGUCGCUGGCAACGACAUUGUGCAAGGAAAUAAGAAGCUAUUACUAGCAUUUUUAUGGCAACUUAUGAGAUUUACCAUGCUCCAACUCCUGAAAAACUUGAGGUCCCGCUCCCAAGGUAAGGAGAUAACAGAUGCUGACAUUCUAAAUUGGGCAAACAAUAAAGUGAAGGCAGCAGGUAGAGCAUCUCAAAUGGAGAGCUUCAAGGAUAAAAACCUUUCAAGUGGAAUGUUCUUCCUUGAGCUUUUGUGUGCUGUGGAACCAAGGGUGGUCAACUGGAGCGUUGUUACAAAGGGGGAAACUGACGAGGAUAAGAAGUUGAAUGCAACAUACAUUAUUAGCGUUGCCCGUAAGCUUGGAUGCUCUAUUUUCUUGCUACCUGAAGACAUUAUGGAGGUAAACCAGAAGAUGAUCCUCACAUUGACCGCGAGCAUAAUGUACUGGAGCCUUCAGCAACAAGGAGGGGAUUCGGAGUCAACGGAAUCUCAAGACAACGACGAGAAUGAGUGAUCCGGCUCAUGAGGUGUCUAAUUUGUCCAUCAAUGAUGCCGUUUCAGAUGUUGGAGACGAUGAAUCCUCAACUGGUGCCAAAGAUAAGGAUCAAGAUAAUCAGUGACAAAAAGUUGCAGGCUUCUUCUAUUAUUUCUUAUAGAACAGGAAUGAAAGGAAAUUAUUUUGCAGCUAGCAUAUACUCGAGUCUUUGGAUUUUCUUUUUCUUUUGGGUAUACCACAGAGGAGGGAAUGAUCCUGUAAAUUUCCUGUGUAAUUAGAGAUUGCCGUUGGGCAUAAUAUAUUCUUUGACAAAAAGCUUCAUUUUUGAAAUUUCAUUAAGGGUGUGUAAAGUUAGUCAUCUCC